UCUACUUUUCGCUUUUCCUAUCAAUGUGGCGCUAGCUGUGAUCGAAUGAAAAUUGUAUGUAACCGCCAGCGGUUAUUUGGGUAAAAAAAAUACAGGUUGCGACAACAGUACAUGAAUUAAUAGAGCUCUUUAAAUCGAGGUAAAUACUGGCCUCCGUAUAUUCGGCGGUAAAUUAUGUCAGUGUAUUGAGUAGCUGGGAGUGAUAGGGAGACAUGGCGAACAUUGCGGCGCAACGAAUCAAACGGGAGUUCAAAGAGGUUAUAAAAAGCGAAGAGGUGGCAAAAUGUGCGAUUAAGGUAGAACUAGUAAAUGAUAGCUUCACGGAAUUAAAGGGUGAAAUAGCAGGACCACCCGACACUCCAUAUGAAGGUGGCAACUUUGUAUUAGAGAUAAAAGUACCUGAAACGUAUCCAUUCAAUCCACCCAAAGUACGUUUUAUCACAAAAAUAUGGCAUCCAAAUAUAUCCUCGGUUACAGGCGCCAUCUGUUUGGACAUAUUAAAAGACCAAUGGGCUGCCGCGAUGACCUUAAGAACAGUUUUGUUAUCGUUACAAGCCUUAUUGUCAGCCGCUGAACCUGACGAUCCGCAAGAUGCUGUGGUUGCUAAGCAGUACAAGGAGCAGCCUGAAAUGUUUCGUCAGACUGCAAAACAUUGGACAUCUGUGUAUGCUGGUGGGCCAGCUAAGAUGUCAGAUCUCGAUGACAAGAUAAGAAGAUUGACUGAUAUGGGGAUCGAAGAACAUAAUGCACGAGUAGCCUUAUCGUCCUACAAUUGGGACUUAGAACGUGCCACCGAGCAAUUAUUCAGUUAGUGAUUACUGUGUAUUGUUAUGUAUCAUAAAACGAGCAGCUACCAAUUGGCAGUAGCGACCUCUUGGAAUGUCACUGUCACAAAAGCAUACCAUCAUCUUUUCGAAUAAUUGAGAAAAAACCCAACAUUCGUAAUGACAAUGUUGCAAUGGUGAGGUAACUUUGGAAGUGAUCCCAAAUUUGGCUAACUAUUAGCAUUCAUUUAACAUGUAAAAUAAAUACGAGAAACAAUAAUAAUUGAAGAACAAGUUUUAAGUAGCAAAAUUUCAUAAGAUAUGUAACUCAAGAGGAGGGCAUUAUUACGAUUUACGAGAAUAAGUUGUUAAUUCUAAAUCUACAAGACGAAGCGACAUUAAUCUUUGAAUAGACGUAUGAAUAAUUUUUUUUCAUUAUUCUUGAUAAUUCACUUAGAAAUAAAAUUAGUAAAAUAUUCAAAAACCAAAUACGUAUUAACAUCUACGAAAAUAAUUCUUUGAUUAGGCACUAACACAGGUGCCAAGUGCUUCCUUGAAUUUUUUUUUUAUUUUUCAAUCUGAGUUCAAGUUUUGUGUGAAACCUCAUUGCUGGAGGUGUGUAUCCAAUUGACGGCAUUACUAACGGUUUUACUACUCCAGUGUAACUCAUUAUCAACUCAAUUAAUGAUGGUAUUAGAUGUUUUUUUCCCCAACUCUUAUUGAUCGAAUACAAAUAAAAUUCACAUUUAAUUAUUAAAAUUUGACUUUUAAUCGACUGAUUGUAACGGGGUUUCGCUUGACUCUUGAGUGUAUAUUAAUCAAAUUAACGAAUUUUUUUAGUUUCAAUAAACGUAUUUAUGAAAUUUCGGUAGCCCCAAAACUUGAUUUGUGAUUGUUCAAAAUUUGUACAUUUUUUGAGGCUUGAUUACUUGCCUGUGAUGCAACCUUACACUACUUUUUGCUAUACUGACUAUACGAAAGUUCCAAGAAAUCAGCACAAUUAAACUUAUGAAUUUAAUUACAGUGACGGUUAUACUGGAAAAUUAAACCCAGCUAUUCGGUGCAAAAACAUUUCUUAGAAAACUGAAUGUAAGACAGUAGUGUGCUGACAGGAUCUCACACGGACAGUCCUGUGCAUGUUUGCUAAGUGAUGCAAACAUUUGAUUCAUUUAUUCUGCAUCCCAUCUUAUUUCGAUUGCAAUUCCGAGAGUAAAGUUCUAUUGCCAAGUGUGAAAUCUUUCCCGCAUACAGUGUACUGCAAUUAAUUGUGAAUUGAUAGUUAUGUUUCCUAGUAUUACAUGCAUUUUUUAAUCAUUCACAAUGUGUAGGCUGUGCCUGAAGUGUCGCCAGCAGAAGUCAAGGUCCAACUACUCGCAAACCAGUUUGUUAACUUGGGACAGAUGGUUGGGAUCUGUGAAUUUGAAUUUCCAGGAAAACAAAAAACCCUGCUUUGUUCAUAUUGGGAAAGUUAGGAUUUAUACCAUUUAAUAAGAUCAAUGUACAUUAAUAGGCCUCAGAUAUUAAUAAAAGUAAUUUUUUUUCAA
This is a messenger RNA of Diprion similis, 2308 nucleotides long. It is a transcript of the gene Ubc4, whose product is annotated as ubiquitin-conjugating enzyme E2-22 kDa. Lineage: Eukaryota; Metazoa; Arthropoda; Insecta; Hymenoptera; Diprionidae. The record is from RefSeq and is a predicted model, not a curated record. Gene Ontology annotation, cellular component: nucleus. The transcript is spliced from 5 exons. Gene Ontology annotation, molecular function: ubiquitin conjugating enzyme activity; protein binding. Gene Ontology annotation, biological process: protein polyubiquitination; proteasome-mediated ubiquitin-dependent protein catabolic process. The coding region runs from base 213 to 812 and encodes 199 amino acids.